Gregarina niphandrodes is the source of this 10347-nucleotide messenger RNA. Its product is annotated as putative guanylyl cyclase. The transcript is spliced from 3 exons. The record is from RefSeq and is a predicted model, not a curated record. Gene Ontology annotation, molecular function: adenylate cyclase activity. NCBI's taxonomy places the organism in Eukaryota, Apicomplexa, Conoidasida, Eugregarinorida, Gregarinidae. Gene Ontology annotation, biological process: adenylate cyclase-activating G protein-coupled receptor signaling pathway; cyclic nucleotide biosynthetic process; intracellular signal transduction. Bases 1 to 10347 code for a protein of 3448 amino acids.
AUGGCGACGAGGACGAAUGACGCAGGAUUCUGGGACUCAGACGACCCCCGCGUGAACAAGAUCUACAUCGAGACGUUGAAGAAACGUGCCUUUAGCUCCCAGGAAAAUCGAAUCGACAUCACCCCCUCCAAUUUCAUUCAUGCUUUGCUUAUGACAUUUGGAAAGGAUUCGUAUAUGCUAUUCUUCUUGAUGGGGACAGUGGUGUGUUUUAUGAUCAAUCAGUGGCAGUCGUGUUGGCUGAUCUUGGCGUUGGUGUUUGUACUCCUGUUGAAAUUCGUGGUUGGCAUGACAGAUACUCGUGAGUUGCGGCGGAUUUUGGCGCGCGAGAACAAGAAACAGUGUGUCCGGAUCGACGCGACUGUGGGGGGUGCUGCAGUGGCUGCCUGGCAAGAUCUGGCGGCCGGUGACGUCAUAUUGCUUCAGCAGAAUGAGGAGUUGCCGUGCGACUGUUUGCUGUUGUCUACGUCGCACAAGGGCGGGUUGGGAUACUUCGAGAGUGAAACGGUGGCGGGUGCGGCGCCCAUUCGGAUAAAGCAAUCCUGUCGGGACACCCGAAUGGUAUGCACAGUAAACCAGGCCUGUCGGUUAGGGGGCUACGUAAUAUGGUACCUAUUUCCUCAUCCGUACUUGGCACAAAAAUUGGCCGACGGGCAGCGAGCGCGCUUCCGGGGACAGCUCAAGUUGAAAGAUUAUCCACGUGCCUGUGAAGUAUCAAUUUCGAAUGUGAUCUUUAAAGGGCAAGUUUUACGGAACACGGAUUGGGCUUUUGUAUUGUGUAUCUUCACGGGUAAGGAUUGUUUCAUUCAUCAGAAUGACACGUUUAAUUACUUGGAAGUCCGUGGUCCGUUGGCUAACUUGGUGGAGAAGCAAUCGAUUUUCGGUGCGGUGUUGUCUGUGUUGUGUGUGUUGCUCCAAUUCACGCAAUGGACCGCCAUCGGUCCGGCUAGAGGGCGCAUCUGGCAGUACCUGAAUCGUAUGCAGGUGGGUAACCGUCGCCAAAUGCUUGCUGCUGCCUUCGCACGCUACCUCUUCUUCAUACCCCUCCUUUGCGCCACGCCAUACGCCCUCUCCCGCUCCGUCGAAGUCUGGCGCUUCAACCGCCGCAAAACGGUCCAUCGCGACGUGUACGUCGUCAACCCAUCCGGACUCGCCUCCCUCUACGAAACCACACACCUCGUCGCCGAAGUUAACGUCUUCCUUCUCCGAGACUCCGAAUGCUCCGGCUUCACCGUUGGCACCGACUCCUUCGGUGUCCGGAGACGCAAACAACACAAUGCCGGUCUCGACGCCGCCACCCAGGGGACUGGCACCCAACAGAGUGAUGCCCAAAAAGCCGGCGCUGACACCACCCCCGCCAGGGCGGAGGGGACCACCCCCAACGGAACGGACGCCUUGGCAGACGCGGCGACGGGACGAACCGGACCCGAUGCACAAGACUCCGGCGCCAAGGGGCCCGGUGGCAGCUGUAUGAAACCGGCCGGACUCGCCGCCAAUCGCGACCGGCGUAAGAAACAGAACGUACGUCUUGCUUUCUCAGACACCGUCGAUCACCAGGCCGCCCAACCCACGGACCGUCCCGUCGAGCAACGCCCGAUGGAAAACAGGCCAGACCAGACAUUGCGCGAAAUCAUGAACGCCGGACCUCCACCGAUGGGCGCCGCUAAUUCGCAAGGCGCAAUCAAUUCGCAAGGCGGAGCCAACAGACUGCGGGCGGACGGUAACCUCAACCGGGGCGCGGCUGCACCGAAUUCGGACGCAAGUGACGAGGAGUCCGAAGAGGUCUACAUUUCGGAGUCGGAGGGUGAAGACGAAGGGCGACGUGAGGAGCGGCGAGGUGAGGAGCGGCCGGAUGGUGUUGAGGAGACCCAGGAUAGUACGCCUCGACGCAAGCUCAAGGGUCCAGACCAGAUACGGAACGGGGAGGGUCAGACGGCUGUGCGACGGUCGGGUUCUAACGAGUCUGCGCGUCGCGACGUACGUUUUGGAGACUCGUCGUCUACACCUGCAGGUUCGGAGCCGGACACGGCACCGGAUUUCAAGCAAAGGUACGCGGAAGGGCGGAAGUCGGAAGAGGGGCGGAAGUCGACGGAGAGUCGACGAUCCGGGACAAGUCGUCGGUCGGGCGGGAGUCGGAGGUCCGCGGAGAGUCGCCGGUCUCCGGACCGUGUGCCUGAGCGGGAGUCGUCGGGUCGUAGGACGAAUUCGGGGUUCGGUCGGGGCCGUCAUUUCCGAAAUACGUCACGUUCGAGUUCGCUGCGCUGGGACUUGCUGGAGAAUAAUUUGGUAAGUUACGGUAGUGUCGAGGGGCAGACGGGUCCGGAGCAGGUGAACUCGGCGUACGUGCCGAUCCCACGGAUUCGCACAGGGUCCAUGUCGAAGAAGCGCAAGUCGAAAAGCCACCUGAAUUACGGUCCGCCUUCGUUCAUCAACGAAUACCCACCGCCGGCGGUAUCCGCCCGGAUCAGUUUGGACGUGAAGACCUCGGACCUGGAGACGUUGUAUACCAACGACACAAGCCGGGCACGCUAUCUGCACCAUUUCCUCAAGUGCAUAGCGUACGCCAACUCGUGUACGCCGAUAAUCAAGUCGGCCCCGCCGCGGGGUAUGGUGAGUGGGUCAGUAGCCGAGAGGGAAUCACCAGGGAUUUCUGAUCAGCCUGGCGCCGGUUGGAGGCCGCCUGUGGACUGCCACGACUACGUAUCGCGCGUGGGUUUCCAGACCUCAAUGUCUACCGUGGAGACUCGGGACUUGGCGUGGCGCGGCGACCUGAUGCCGCGGCUGGACUACCACGAGGGGCGACUGGAGGAUAGUGCAUUAGUCUCGCUGGCAUCCUACAUGGGUGUGACGAUGUUUUCGCGCACAGAAAGUUAUAUUGACUGCGAGGUGAACGGCAAGGUCGAUCGCUUCCACGUUCUCGCGUCUUCACCAACAGUUCUCACAGGCACCUGCAUUGUGGUGGGGCACUUAGACGGUGACGAUCAGGUUGUGUUGUACGUGACGGCACCGUACAGCGCGUUGAUCUCGAGAUUGGGCGUGAGCACGCAUAGUAAAGAAAGUCUGCACCGUCGAAUCAUUGCGUUGGCGGAACGUGGUCACAAGACCGUGAUUGCGGCGUAUCGAACAUUGACGGAAACGGAGGUGAAGAGUGUGGAGAAGGUAGCAAAGGAGGACCCAUCACUGUUGGUGGAUGUGUUUGAGAAGCUGAACCGUGUGCUGUACCGUCUGAUUCGUAGAUUACGGUAUUUAGGUUUGGUUAACACGCGACUGAACGCGUGUGCGUGUUCACGUCAGUUUACGAGCUCUUUACAUAACUGCAGCCUCCCUAUGAUCGGACUAUGUUGUGAACGUACGGUCGACGCUGUACGGUUGGCGGUUACCGCUAAUAUGGUGCAAGACGCGCCUGUAGUAUAUUAUUUACAGCAGCGAUGGAGAAUCAUUCAUCGGAAUGAAGGCAAGACGCUGCGUGGGACACAGAUAAAAAAGGAGAUGAUGUUGUUGUUAGAGGACUUUAUAAAUAUACGUAAAUAUGCUACGGCCAAACAGAAACCGUUGAUCGUACUACUUCAGCUAACUGUUCUAGACGCCUUCGUCAAAUCGAUCGAUAUGCAACCUGGACUGCUUUAUAUGUUAACUGCCUGCGAUUGCGUUGUUCUUGCUAAUGUUGAUCCCGAUCGUAGCCGCCACGUCCUGCAUCUGUUACGUCACUGUCUCCCAGACAGCAUGAACUUCCUCGGCAUCGGCAUCACUGGACAGGGAGUCAUGCACCUGGAAACCUGUGACGUCGUCGUUGGACUCACUCGCAACCUACGAUCCUGUCCGUGCACAUAUCGCAGUGUAGAUACUGAUACCCAAGACCCAAACCAAACAUCUUUCGAAGCGAAUGCACCCUGGACGAAUGCACCCCACAGCAACAUACAACUAGCAGACCAUGUCGUAUCCCCCACUGCUGAUACCAUCAAGUCCGGUGUUACUCCCGGUGUCAUCCACUACCCCGACCCUCAGGCGUCCAAUCAACGGGCGCUCGAUUCUCGUGCUUCCGAGCCACCUGCAUCGAAUAGCCAAGACAUACUAUUUCCCACCGGUCUACCCACUCUUAUCGUCCCACCGUCCAACGUGGUCGAAAAGGAACCUGAAGAAGAGGAACCCGUAAUCGUGGGACCGUUGCCUGAGGGUAAUGCGGUGGACGUGUCGAGUUCGGCGGACAAUCGGAACUCGAGUUUCUUAGCGAUGACGCGAGUUUUACUGGGUAGUGGUGAGGAGGAGUAUGCGCUGAGUCGUCUCUCUAAAGUUCGUUCGUUACCGGAACCAGCUUCAGUAGAAUCGGGACGAAUUUUAUCAUUUAGUAAGAGUACCUUAAUAACGCGCUCCAAUUUGGUCAUGCCGAGUUUGGGUCACUUGGCACAUUUCAUGAAGUUCCAGGGCUCGAACUGUAACAGGCGAUACAAGGCGCUGGCGAUAUGGUUGACGUACGUGCAAUACAUGUUCGUCUUACCGUGCAUGUUUUACGACUUCGAAUCGGCAGGUUCCAUGGACGGCUUUCCUCUGUCUGUAUUGGCCGUGGGUGCGGUAGUGAUGCUGGUAUUGCCAUUGGGCUUCCUACGUUUCCAACCGGAGAAACCGGAACCAGUUUUUCCAUGCCAGGAGUUUGAUUUAAAGACAUCUGGUCUAAGUCUAAGCUGGUUCGAUGUAAGUCUAAAUUUCUUGGAGGCCUUGGGGACCUGCGCCUUAUCCUUUUACUGGGCCAAAUACACGGAACAGCAGUCUGGAUGGCCGUCGAAUGGCAAGGUAUUCAGUGGGUUCCAAGGAAUGACAGUGAUUGGCGUGUUUGCUAUUUCGAUCGCCCGCUAUUUGUUAAUCGAAUUUGGUCUGGCUCAUGACGCACGUAUGGGCGCCGGUGCGAACGCGCCCCGCAUCAACCUGUGGACCUCCCUCGCCAGCGUUACCGCCACCAUCGGACUUGGAUUGUUCGCAUUCUGGUGUCUGAAUUAUUUGCGCGUGCUCGGGACACUCCUGGGCAUCCUGUCCGUGCUCUUCGUCUCCCUGGCAAGCGUGGUCAUAGGUGCCGCUCUAUAUCGGCUACGGGUGGCAUCCUUCCGCCGCUACGCCGCCCGCUUCUGGACCCGACUCUGGGAAGUCUGUGGCGCCGCCAUUUCAAAACUAUCACUUCGACUCAUGGGUCUUGGCGACUAUUCUGCCCGCGAAGGCCCUCCCAGUGACGACUUGAUCACCGGCGCCAGUCGUGAAGGACGUACCAUUACUCUCAACGCUCUCAGCAAAUUCGACCACGAUGAAAACGCAAACGGCAGUCCUGAAGCCGAAGCCGAAGACGGGGAUGGAAACGGUAGUCCUGAAGAGGGGGGCGGAAACGGCAGUUCCGAACCCGGCCGUGGCGGGAGCAUAGACGGCUCCCGCCCCAGCCCGGACGGGAACCGGAUGGCCGAGACGGACAAGAACGGGAGCCGGGCAAUGGCCAAGUCGCCAGUAGAGACGCGCGGUACUUUGCGGAACGUGUCACCGCCGCGGUUUGUGAGGCCGGACAAAAGUUUGCGGUCGAAGACGAGUCGGUCGUGGCAGGACGUGCACAUUCCGAACUUAGCGCGGGCUCGAUUGCCAGAUACGGUGGUGGACGAGAACUCGGCCUACAUCUACGACGACGUGUCCUUGGGGACGCUCUCGGUAGGCGAGGGUCGGAUAGACUCGGAUGUGUUGCAGAGCCAGAGCGACCUGGACGAGCAGCUGGCGUACCGGGCAAACACUGAAGAGGAUGACCAUUCGGGUGUCUCCGGAGGCAACAGUUACCGCGACCUGCGUUCUGAGGCGACGGCCCUUUUACGAAAGUCAGCCGGUGAGCAGACCGGGCAGACUGUGGUGGAGUCUAAGAGCAUCAAGGGCAUGACCGAUUGGACCGGCAUGCGUUUCAAGGACAGCAAGCUGGAAGCACUCUUCCGCUACAGCUGCACUAUGGAACGCCGAAGUGCGAAGCCCGCUUACCUCGCCUACUCAGUCUUGAUGCUCGCAGUGUGUGUGGCCACGUUCAUCGCGCGCAAACUCAUUAUGGACGUGCGCUGGGCGGAUUAUCUCGUCUUUUCCGUGCACGUGACACUUUUCACGCUCAUGAUCGGAUCGACACUAACCAACAUUAUUUACUUAAACUUUCGCACACAAAUGUAUGUUUUCGCCUUUGUCUUCACACUCUCUGUCUUCCUCGACCGCUGGACUCGUCUUCCACUGUAUCCACUCGUACUCUGUCAUGCCACCUGGCUCUUUGUAAUCAGCCGCAUGCGGCUCGAAGACGCUACCGCAAUUAGUCUGGCACAACUUAUCGCACUCUUCGUCUCCUACUACGUCAUUCCGAAACGGAGGAUACAAGGAGAUGAGCGCAACUACGCCUUUUCCAUCUUUCUGCUUGUAAACGAUCUGGGCUCCUUCGCCUUCAUGUAUAUCGUGGGGGCGCGUCUUGCACUCACUGACCGCCAGCGGUUCUGGCUAAAUUACAAAGUUGAACUGGCGAAGGUUAAGAAACGAGACAUUCUUACCAACAUGCUCCCCACGUUCGUGGUAGACCUGAUGCUCAAGAACGGAGUGAACGAACUGGGUGUGCCUCGCGGUAUGACCGCGAUUUGUCCCGGGAUUGUGACUGUGAUUUUUUGUGACGUUUACGACUUCCAGAACCUGGUCAAGAAACUAGAGCCGACACACCUGGUGGAGCUGCUGGACAGCCUUUUCGUCUCCUUCGAUCGACUGGUGGAUUCAUUCGAGGUAAUCAAGAUUGAGACAGUGUUUGAGACGUACCUGAGCUGUGCAGGCAUCACUCUCAGUGGCGAAGGAACACCUGACGAACUCUCGCUUCGUGACUGUUUUGCAGCACUCGACUUUGCCCUCACUCAGCUGCAGGUUGUCGCUGGUAUUAGCUACUCGGUCAAGGACGACAGCCCCGCUAAUGUGCCCGAUGAGCCGGUGAACGCCGACUACAUUACGGGUAGCGAAGACCUUAAUUUCCGCACAUUAGACCUACGGGCCGUGGACCUGGGGGCACUGGACAUCCGUUCCAAACAUGACGCAUCCCAUUUACCAGGUCAACCUGGCCAUUUAGAGGGUGUGCUCGAUCCCCGGUAUUCACCCGGGGUGGAACGCGGUAAUGCGCUGCCAGACCUGGGCAUGUCCGACGAAACUGGCGCCGGCCAGGCCACGGUCUAUCAGGACCACUCCAUGUCGCGCUCGGGUGCUGGUGUUGGCGGGGGACCAUUUUCCGAUGGUUACUUAAGCGGUGCGCACGGUCGGCGCGAAGGCGAAGAACGUGAACAAACAGCAAGUCGUCCGCGUGAGGAACGUCGCGAGAAGCUGCAUGUAAAGAUCGGGAUGCACACGGGAUCAGUAACAGCUGGUGUGGUAGGUGGUAAGAAACCGCAGUACGCGUUGUUUGGAGACACUGUAAAUACUGCCAGUCGAAUGAAGUUGACAGGCGAGAAGGACAAGAUCCAUGUGAGUAAUACGACCUAUGACUUGCUCAAACAGGAUCCCUCGCUAAGCUGGCUCGAACAGGCUAUGCAGGUCAAGGGUAAAGGACUGAUGGAUACUUAUCUGCUCACCAAGGUAGACGGCACAUCCUAUCCCACUUUCAUCGACUCUGAUGAUGAAGACUGGAUCAGUCUCGGAGGAGGCGACGAACUCAGUCUGGGUUCGGGUAGCAGUAGCGUCUCGGAUGAGGCACUACCCGCCCCCGAAGUCUUGCGCCCCCGCGCUUCAGCCGAUCUUAACCCUCGUUCGGCAGAAGGCCGUCUGGGCGAAGGUCGUCUUGGAGGAGACGGCCGUCUUGGAGGAGACGGCCGUCUUGGACCAGAUGGGCGAUUGGGGGACAGUCGGACGCCGGGGUCGCAGGACAUGCGCGAGGACGGGCAAGACGGUUCAGGCCGGCGUGGCUUGCUGUUCCCAAUUCGCGGACUGCGAAGGGCGACGGCCUUCGUGAGUCCGGAGGAGCAGCCCACUGCGGAAAACGUAUUGCAAGAUUCGAGACUGCCGGUCACACCUCUCGCCAGAGAACGCUCUGGCCGCCAUAGUGCCGGCCUGCGGUGUGGCACUGAAUAUCGUGAUCUGGACCAUCAUGGUUUGGGCCGUCGGGAUCGAGAACGUGUGCCAGGAGCAAGACACACUCACGUACCGGGCAAGACAAGUCUGAAACAGUUCUUCCGUUUUGUUGACGAUGUGUGCAACCACGUUCAAACGCGGCGCCGUCUCACAGACCGCGUACAAGCCCGACGGGGGCUGGUCAGUCCGGACGCUGCAAGUUGUGAGUCGGUUGUUGGUUCCGUGUCAGCUCCGGUAGGUGGCGCAGUACAUGUCGGCCGUCAUCAGGCGACUGCGUCGUCUUCGACGGAGAAUGCGGCCCUGCUCCAAGACCCGCUGAUGAGGCCCGCGCAAAUGACGGAGCGUUUCUCGGGCCAACUGCACCCAAGCAUGGACUAUUCGAAUACGCUGCAUCAGACGGCAGGUAGCCUGCCGGGCGGCGUGGAGCUGGGUGGUAGCACUGUCAACCAGUUGGGAGGUAAUGCCGCGAGCCAUUUGGGUGCGGACCAGCUCAACGGUGGUGCAAACCAGAACGGUGGGAAUCAGGUGAGUGGCAGUGCGAAUCAGUUGAGUGUGAGUACGAACCAGUUGAGCGGGGAGGAGGGUCCGGUGGCGAGUGUAGUGAAUAGUCGGAACAGCAAGAACACGAACAGUCGUGUGGCAACGGUUUAUAUGGAUCCUCGUUCGACGUUUGUGGAGCGGCGGCAGACUUGGGCGGAACAGCAGCGAGUGGGGUUGGUGGGUGAGGAUAGGACUGAGCAUUCGAAGUCACUGGAGACAGGCUUAGAUGAGAUGGCCAUUGAGAAGGCGAUUCAGUCGCAGCGUGAGGGUUACCGGGAGUCAACGAGAGAUUUGAACUUCCUGACGGCAACUUGGCGUGACGGAGAUUUGGAGAACGAAUAUCGGGAAUUUAUCCGCAAUGACGAACCACAUAUUCGGUACACAUUAGCAGCAUUGAUCAUAUUCUUACUGACACGAGGACUAACUGCGGUUAGCAGGACCUAUACGCGAUACACUGCAGACGUCGUUCAAAUAAUGACGAGACAGCCUGCGAACCCGGUCACGAAUUUGAUUGUGGCAUAUUGGAUAAGUCGUGGAGCAGAGUUGCUUUGUGGUUUCUUUGCGUGGGGAUUGUUACAUGUGAUGAGGCGUACUGAGACAGCACGUGAGUGGGCUAACUUUACGGCUCAGUUUUGUUCAUGUUUAUAUAUCUGUUGUGUUCUAAGUUUUGUCAUGUUACCAGGUUGGACAUUUUUGGUGCAGGACAACAACUCAGAGAUUACACCGUGGUGGGAUUGGAGUACGGACAUUGUCGAGUUUACUACAUUAUUGUUAAUUCUGCACCAUAACUAUGGUUUCGUAUUUCAGCAUUUGAUCAUAUUUGAUGCCUUUAUUCUUACCCUCAUAAUGAUUUAUCUUUGUCUUGUUGUACAUGAAAACGAAGGAUCACGAAUAAGCAUCGUUGUAAUGCCCUUUCUACUUGCUAUCAUGUUAUUGAGCGCAUAUGUUAAGGAAAAUCAGGACCGAGUCAGUUGGUAUAUUUCGCGUAGAUUUAGACACUCAGAAGAUAAAGCGAAGGAAAUGCUGGUAGAUAUGUUACCCAAACAAGUACUGGAGGAAUUCCAAACCGACAAGCUACGACUCGCGUAUAGCCAUAAUGACAUCACCUUCCUCUUUGCAGACAUCGUCGGAUUCACCAAUUACAGCUCUACUGUUACACCUGAGGAAGUGGUUAACCUCCUCCAACGGCUCUUUGCCGCCUUCGAUCACGAUAGCACACGUUUCUACCUAUUUAAACUUUGUACCAUCGGCGACGCAUAUGUCGCCGUCUCCGACCCUCCCACCGAAUCACAAACCAACUACGAUCCCAUCCCCGGGCUACUAAACGUUUGGGACAUGACGCAGGCCAUGCUCAAAACCAUCUCCCGCAUCCGAAGCGAAGUCGGCGUCCCCUCGCUGGACAUGCGCAUCGGCUGCCAUCUCGGAUCCUGCGUCGGCGGCGUCAUAGGCUCCGGACGCAUCCGCUACGACUUCUGGGGCAUGGACGUGUUGAUUGGCAACUCCAUGGAAAGCAACGGCAAACCUGGACGCAUCAACGUCUCAGACACCUGGCGACAAUGCGUCGAACAUUAUUCUCCCGGCUCAUUCUCCUUCACCUUCAACAAAGUCGUCGAAGUCCAAGACACGCAAGUAGACACCUGGUUCGCCAACGAAGUCCGCCGAAUACCCCGACAGGCCAGAAACCCCGACUUAGAUAGAUCAAAGUUCGCCAAAAAGAUAUAG